Messenger RNA from Sarcophilus harrisii (Tasmanian devil), 918 nucleotides. It is a transcript of the gene MED28, whose product is annotated as mediator complex subunit 28. Lineage: Eukaryota; Metazoa; Chordata; Mammalia; Dasyuromorphia; Dasyuridae. The transcript has 4 exons. Bases 36 to 587 code for a protein of 183 amino acids. Gene Ontology annotation, cellular component: mediator complex. The record is from RefSeq and is a predicted model, not a curated record.
CUCGCGCAAGCUCAGUGGGGAAACUCAGUCCCAAGAUGGCAGCUUCCUUGGGUGGGAUGUUCGGGCCUCAACAGCCGGGUCCCCCUCCGCCGCCUCCGCCUCCAGGAGCCCCCGGGAGCUCGGCCCAAGUGGCGUUGCUCCCGACGGCGGCGGGCGGCAUGAGGAGCUCCAACAGUACUUUAGUGGACGAGUUAGAGGCGUCCUUCGAGGCUUGUUUUGCUUCCUUGGUGAGUCAGGACUACGUCAACGGCACCGAUCAGGAGGAAAUCCGAACUGGUGUGGAUCAGUGUAUUCAGAAGUUUCUGGAUGUUGCAAGACAAACAGAGUGCUUUUUCCUUCAGAAAAGAUUACAGCUGUCUGUCCAGAAACCAGAGCAAGUUAUCAAAGAGGACGUCUCCGAGUUAAGAAAUGAAUUACAGAGAAAAGAAGCAUUGGUCCAGAAGCAUUUGGCAAAGCUCCGGCACUGGCAACAGGUACUAGAAGAGAUCAACAUGCAACAUAAGAAACCUGCUGACAUACCCCAAGGACCACUGGCAUACCUUGAACAGGCGUCAGCCAAUAUUCCUGCCCCCAUGAAGCAGACGUGACGAGUACCGAUUACAAAAGGAGCAGAUGAUUGAGAAUUUUCUUACUCUUAAUUUUAGUGGAAAACGUUGAUAUACAAAAUAUUUUGUUUAAAAAAAAUUCAACUUCACCAAAUAUUUUCUUUUUUUAUGUAGAGUUUUUUAAAGUAUAUUUCUGUAAAUUGUCUGGAAUGCAUAUUGUUCUGGUGAGCUGAAAUUAAUACUUUUUUCAAAGUUUUGUCAGUUGCUGUAUCACUUAGAUGCCUUUGGUUUUGUUUUAGGGGAAGUGGGUUAGUUGGGCAGAGGUUACUGCCUUUAAUAUUUAUUUAUGGAUAAUUAAAUUAACCAUUUGGAA